Molecule: messenger RNA, 411 nt
Organism: Chlorella variabilis
Lineage: Eukaryota; Viridiplantae; Chlorophyta; Trebouxiophyceae; Chlorellales; Chlorellaceae
Exons: 4
Biological process (GO): regulation of DNA-templated transcription
Cellular component (GO): nucleus
Molecular function (GO): transcription cis-regulatory region binding; transcription coregulator activity; histone binding
Source: RefSeq, a predicted model, not a curated record
CCAGCACCUCUGUUGUUGCAGGCCAUUUACGAUGACUACAAAAUGCGGCGGGAAGGCCUCCUGCUGGCCCUCAUAGACGAUUCCAAGGAGCUGUGGGCGGCAUGCAGCCCGGAGCGGGACAACAUGUGCCUGUACGGCCACUCUGACGGCAACUGGUCUGUGGACCUGCCGGUGGAGGAGGUGCCGCCAGAGCUGCCAGAGCCGGUGCUGGGCAUCAACUUUGCGCGCGACGGCAUGGAGCGCAAGGACUGGCUGGCGCUGUGCGCGGUGCACAGCGACGCCUGGCUCAUGAGCCUGCUCUUCUUCUACGCCGCGCGCUUUGACGCCGACGGCCGCGCCGAGCUCUUCUCCCUGGUCAAUCAGCACCCCACGGUGUACGAGGUGGUGACGGGGCGCGUGGCGCGCAACAAG